AGUCGGUCAGGCAGCAGCCCCUUCCCCUCUGCCCUCGGUCUCCAGUUCUCCAGUGCUGACGGGUCAGCUCACCAACAACCACUGCUCACGAUGGAGGCCAUCAAGAAGAAGAUGCAGAUGUUGAAGCUGGACAAGGAGAAUGCUCUGGACCGGGCGGAACAAGCUGAAGCUGAGCAGAAGCAGGCGGAAGAGAGGAGUAAGCAGCUGGAGGACGAGCUGGCGGCCAUGCAGAAGAAGCUGAAAGGGACGGAGGACGAGCUGGACAAGUACUCUGAAGCGCUGAAGGAUGCCCAGGAGAAGCUGGAGCUGGCAGAGAAGAAGGCCGCUGACGCCGAGGCUGAGGUGGCCUCCCUGAACCGCAGGAUCCAGCUGGUUGAGGAAGAGCUGGACCGCGCCCAGGAGCGCCUGGCCACUGCCCUGCAGAAGCUGGAGGAAGCCGAGAAAGCUGCUGAUGAGAGCGAGAGAGGUAUGAAGGUUAUUGAGAACCGAGCCUUAAAGGAUGAAGAAAAGAUGGAACUCCAGGAAAUCCAACUCAAAGAGGCCAAGCACAUUGCAGAAGAGGCAGACCGGAAGUAUGAAGAGGUGGCUCGGAAGUUGGUGAUUAUUGAGGGGGACUUGGAACGCACGGAGGAACGAGCUGAGCUGGCAGAGUCUAAGUGUUCUGAGCUGGAGGAGGAGCUGAAGAAUGUCACCAACAACCUCAAGUCUCUUGAGGCUCAGGCGGAGAAGUACUCGCAAAAGGAGGACAAAUACGAGGAAGAGAUAAAGAUUCUCACGGAUAAACUUAAGGAGGCAGAGACCCGUGCUGAGUUUGCUGAGAGAUCGGUCGCGAAGCUGGAGAAGACAAUUGAUGAUUUGGAAGAUGAGCUCUAUGCCCAGAAAUUGAAGUACAAGGCCAUUAGCGAGGAGCUGGACCACGCCCUCAAUGACAUGACCUCUAUAUAAGCUGAAAUGCACCAAAGAGGAGCACCUGUGCACACAGAGGAUGCUGGACCAGACUCUGCUGGACCUGAAUGAGAUGUAGAGCACCUAUCCCGCCCGCCGCUGCUCCUCCCUCUGCCCCGACCCCGCCUGAGGCCGGCCUGCCCGAAGCCGGCCUGCCCGAAGCCGGCCUUGCAACUGAGGGCUGAUCUUUAACUGGAAGGCUGCUUUCUCCUCUUGCCGCCUCUCCCACCCCAACCCCUGUCUUUUUCGCCAAACUGUCUCUGCCUCUCCCUAGAGAUUCCAGCUGGGCUUGAGGCCGAGCACCUUUGGGAACAAUGUUGGAGGGAAUGUGAGCACAAUGCAAAGUGUCUUUAAAAGCAUGUUGUGAUGCACACAUUUUGUAAUUCCUUUGUUGCUGUUGUUGAUGUGGCGACCAUGUCAAACAUUCCAGAUUACCCACGGUUCUGGAGCAGCGGUCUCCUCCCUUCCUCACACGUGGCAAGUCACUUUUCAGACCAGUGCAUACUGCCCUCCACAGAGCGGGCCUGCCUGGCUGAGAGCCGGAGCCCGGAGCGAGCCCCACUCUGGGAAGCUUCAUUGCUUUGUCCAAUGUACCAGCCAAAUUAGAAAGAUGAUUCCAGGAGGCGUGGCCAAAAAAGUGUGGCUUGGGGUUUCGCUUUAAGGUAUCUUUGAGCAACUUUAUUAAUUUUUUUUUUUUUUCCCAUCAGAAGUGACCAAACAAAUUAAGAUGGUGAGACCUCUCUCUGAGACCAAAUCCCGGGCCUGUCUUGGCCCUAACUGCCCACAGAAUGGAUCAGGCUCCCCUUAUGUUGAGGUGACCGCUUACUUGCUCUCCUGCCUCCUUGAAGGAAAAAAAGAAAAUGACCGGCUUGUCCCUGAUUCAGCCACAGGAGACCAACUCAUCUCAUCACCCUUCGCGGGGUCCAAAGCUGCUGUCUCUAGAAGUGCCAUCGCGUGCUUUGUAUCCGUCAGUGCUGGAGAAAUCUUGAAUAGCUUAUGUACAAAACUGUUUUUAAAUUUUUAUAUUAUUUGAAACUGUGCUUCUGUAGGGUUGGGGCACACCGGCCGCCGCGCCUGCUGGGGGCCGACCGUGUGCCGGCCUUUUCAAGUCUCUUUCCCUCCCCAGUUCCCUGUCGGGUGAGGUUUCUGGGAGGCCUGUGGGCCGCGCCGCGAUGGGAGAGCGGAAACCCGCAGUGCGACUGUUUUGAUACUGAAAAUUGACCAGUGUCUUUUUGAAAUAAAGAACCAGUCCCUCUA
Molecule: messenger RNA, 2202 nt
Organism: Mustela lutreola (European mink)
Lineage: Eukaryota; Metazoa; Chordata; Mammalia; Carnivora; Mustelidae
Gene: TPM3
Product: tropomyosin 3
Exons: 10
Coding region: 91-945 (284 amino acids)
Biological process (GO): muscle contraction; actin filament organization
Cellular component (GO): actin filament
Molecular function (GO): actin filament binding
Source: RefSeq, a predicted model, not a curated record